AUGUCGAAAAUACUUUUGUGCCAAGAUUGCAUCACCCACGUAAAUCUACGUAUUUACCUUAGCAAAUCUCAUGCACUCAAGUAUAACUUUUUUGCGUGUUUUCUAUUCCAGGUAUAUGAGUACCUCUUGUCGACAUCAGUUAGUGACAAUGAACCUGUAAUGGCACUACACUGGAACGAGAACGCACUUCCGCAUUUUGUGAAUGCUGCUAAAUAUAUUGAGGACGAUGUUGUCAUGCCCAAAACCGCGCGGCAGCAUCACACCCGACUCGUAGUUAAAGACGUGAUUGCAUCUUUGACGACAAAAGCCAGCGGGCGCGUUAGAUACGUAUUGCUGGUUUCAAAUAGUGUUGUGCAAUAA
Molecule: messenger RNA, 360 nt
Organism: Plasmopara halstedii
Lineage: Eukaryota; Oomycota; Peronosporomycetes; Peronosporales; Peronosporaceae
Exons: 1
Coding region: 1-360 (119 amino acids)
Source: RefSeq, a predicted model, not a curated record